Messenger RNA from Diaporthe amygdali, 2430 nucleotides. RefSeq names its product minor extracellular protease vpr. Gene Ontology annotation, molecular function: serine-type endopeptidase activity. Lineage: Eukaryota; Fungi; Ascomycota; Sordariomycetes; Diaporthales; Diaporthaceae. The transcript has a single exon. The record is from RefSeq and is a predicted model, not a curated record. Gene Ontology annotation, biological process: proteolysis. The coding region runs from base 1 to 2430 and encodes 809 amino acids.
AUGGCGAGAUUGUCAUGGGCGCUACUCCUCGGGGCUGUCCUCCUCAGGAGUGGCAAUGCUCAGGGAAUCGAGCGAACGUACAUCGUUCAGAUGGACUCCACAUCUGCAACUGGACAGUCCUCGGUUGCUCGCCGCUCCGCUCACGAGUCUUCGCUGCGUGCAGUCACACCCCGUGACACCAUGCUCUAUUCAUACAGUUCGGCCAUGAACGGAUACGCUGCAAGGCUCACCGAAACGCAGGCUCGCGAUCUGAUGGCUCAGCCGGGCAUCAAGUCCGUCAGCCGUCAGAAGAUUUAUCAACUUCACACUACACACUCGCCUGAAUUCCUUGGCCUGGACAGCGCAGAGCUCCUGGGUCAACAGACACCAGUAUUCUCGGGCACAGAUGAUCCCACCAAUACUACCGCUGGUGCCGACAGCGAGUCUGAUUUAGUCAUUGGCGUUUUCGACACAGGCGUUUGGCCCGAGAGCGCCAGCUAUGACGACACCGGGCUUCCCCCAAUUCCAAGUCGUUGGAAGGGAUCGUGCGUGGAAGGGGAGCAGUUCACGGCGGCGAAUUGCAAUAAGAAGCUGAUUGGCGCAAAGUGGUUCAGUAAGGGUCUCGAGGCUGGGUGGAUUUCCGAAAACAACGGAACGGCGUACAACUUCACAGGGGCGUACCUAUCUGCGCGAGACCCGGAUGGCCACGGAACACACACGUCUUCCACGGCGGCUGGUGCCGUCGUCCAGAAUGCGAGCCUCUUCGGGCAAGCCUCUGGUACAGCCCGUGGCAUGGCAUCCAAGGCUCGUGUGGCCAUGUACAAGGUCUGCUGGCCUAAUGCAGGUUGCGCCGAGGCAGACAUUCUCGCAGCCAUGGAUGAAGCCAUCAAGGACGGCAUCAAUGUGGCUUCUCUGUCCCUUGGAGGAGAGCCGAAUCUCGGUGCAGACCCUGUUUAUGUUGGUGCAUUCUCUGCCAUGGCUCAAGGGAUUUUCGUCUCCAUGUCUGGAGGAAAUUCAGGUCCCAGUGCUGGGACAGUGUCCAACAACGUCCCGUGGGUCCUAACUGUCGGUGCGAGCACGCAAGACCGUGGGUUUCCCGCCACUGCUGUGCUUGGAAACGGGCAAAACUUUACUGGAAAGUCACUCUCGGUCAAUGAAGAUGGCUCUUUGCCCGGAUUUCAGGAACUACCUCUCAUUCUGGCCAGCGAGGCGGCCAAUGGAAAUGUCACCAACGGCACCGAUGCAUCUUUGUGCCUGGCUGGUACUCUGUCCCCGACAAAGGUUGCAGGCAAAAUUGUUGUCUGCAUCAGGGGCGGUAACGCGAGGGUUGCCAAGGGACAAGUCGUCAAGGAAGCCGGAGGCGCGGGGAUGAUACUGGUUAACACGGAGGCGACAGGUGAGGAUGUGCUGGCAGAUGCCCAUGUCCUCCCUGCCGUUCAACUCGGAGCUUCAAACAUGGCCGCAGUAGUCGAAUAUGCCAAGUCUACGGAUGCGACGGCCGGGUUGGAUAUUAAGGGCACUGUGAUGGGCAUCGAGGCUCCAUUGAUGGCAGCUUUCAGCUCGAGAGGCCCCAACUACCCUGCCCCAGACUUGCUGAAGCCAGAUAUCACCGGACCGGGAGUUGAGAUAUUGGCCGCGUGGCCCGACAAUCUGGGCACCACAGGCCUUCCUGAGGACACGCGCCGAGUCAAGUUCAACAUCAUCUCGGGCACUUCCAUGUCUUGUCCUCACUUGAGCGGCAUUGCUGCUUUCAUCAUGGCCAGGCGUCCUGAAUGGAGCGCUGCUGCGAUUCGCUCAGCUCUGAUGACCACCGCCUACACGUCGACGAAGGGCAGCGACUCGAUGUUUCGAGACGAAGCUACUCAGGAAUCUGCAACGCCAUUUGAUUACGGCAACGGCCACGUGAAUGUGGCUGCCGCUCUCGACCCGGGUUUGAUAUACGACAUCAAGACUGACGACUACUUCGACUUCCUCUGCGCGUUGAACUCCACAACUGAGUACGUCCAGGGAGUGAGCGGUACGAACAGCACCUGUUCCGCCGAUAAGACAUACAGCGCUUACAACCUCAAUUACCCAUCCUUUGCGGUCGGCUACGAUACCAAAACUGAGACCGGGCCCAAGACGGUCAACUUCACGCGAACAGUCACCAACAUCGGCGAGGCCAGCACCUACCACGUCAACGUGUCUCUCAGCAACCCAGACUUGGUCCAGGUUUCAGUUGACCCUGAGGAGCUGACCUUCACCGAGGCGAAGGAGCAGAAGACUUUCACUGUUUCUGUGACGCUGGCGAGCGCCGGUGCGGAGGCUGUUUCAGGGAAGAGUUCGUGGGGGAGGCUGGUCUGGUCGGAUGGGUCGCAUACUGUUGGAAGCUCCUUGGGCUUUGUGUGGGGUGAUUUGGCUGCCCGUUCCUUGAAUGCAUCCACCUCAUCGACCAGUAAGAGCAGCUUCUAG